Phanerochaete carnosa HHB-10118-sp is the source of this 3111-nucleotide messenger RNA. RefSeq lists its product as uncharacterized. Gene Ontology annotation, molecular function: ubiquitin protein ligase binding; nucleic acid binding; zinc ion binding. Gene Ontology annotation, biological process: protein ubiquitination; modification-dependent protein catabolic process. Gene Ontology annotation, cellular component: nucleus; cytoplasm. The record is from RefSeq and is a predicted model, not a curated record. Lineage: Eukaryota; Fungi; Basidiomycota; Agaricomycetes; Polyporales; Phanerochaetaceae. The transcript has 15 exons. The coding region runs from base 73 to 3111 and encodes 1012 amino acids.
CCCAGCCCUUGGUCGCCACUUGCUCUCCCAUCUCAACAGUCCCAUUGGCGGUCUACUACCUGUGGUCUCAAGAUGCUCACACACUUGUCUCAAGUCGCCCAAACCCAGCAAAAUGAGGCGACGGUCAAGGUUGUGAUUUACACGGACAACGCAGUAGGCAAACCCGACCGACUUGUGCUUCACGACGUUCCGUUCCCGGUCUCGUUCGACUACCUUGCCGCACAAAUGCGUACGAACGAAUUUCCGGAGCCAAGAGAAUUCAGUGCACGUACACGGGUCAGCCUCAAAGUUGUAGAAGAACCGUCAUCUUUCGACCCUAAUACGCUCAGCGGAUACAUUAACGCAGACGAGCCCUUAUGCCAGUAUUACUACAAUCAUCUGCGCGAUAUUGUUAAUGUGUCCCAGUACAACACUCAAGCCAAUGCAGAGGGUGAUGCUGCAUCGCCCGGGCUUAGCUGUGCCAAAAUUGGCGAAUGUGGUGACACAGUGAAAGUCGGAGGUGUUUCGAUAGCUUUCAUGAGAACUCUGAGGGUGCCUGACGAUGGGAAGACCUACGUUUUACCUGCCAGGCUCGAUAAAUUCCCUCUGUACAAUGCUGCAGACUUUGCUUCUCAGCUUCCUCAAUCUAUUGCGCGCAAAGGCGGCCUUCUCAUGGCUAUGCACCAAUGCGAAGCGAUGUGGAUUAGUUUCGCGGAGACCGAAGUGCACAGUCCUUACGCCGUCAAAGUAUCCACUGGAGGAGUCAACGCCAUCACAGGCAUGCCAAAAAACAUUACGAAUAAAGGCAGGCAAGACUAUUUGACAGUAGGGCCGGGUGAUAAUACCCAAGCGUGGCUGGAUGGAUUCAGUACAGAAAGAGGUGUUGUGCGACAGUUUGUUGCUAUACCCACAGGACACAAACUCUCUAUAGAGGCUCAGAUCACUGGAAAGGAGAAUGUAGGCGGGAUACAGAUUGAUGUUUUCCCUCUCUAUAACGCACCUCCUUUCUUCUAUUAUGGCCCAGGGCAAAUCCCACUAUACAAGAACUAUUCGGCUCAUAGAGCAAAUCUCCGCACUGGUGAAAGUAUUGUCUUUAUAGAUGAGAACUAUUCUAGGCCUUUGAUCCAGGGGAGCACCUACGGGCUGUCAAAAGCCGGUUUGACGAUAUACCUAUGCGCCGUUGGCGGAGUAUACAAUGUUGAGAUGCAAAUCAUAAUCAAGGCAUGGCAUAGGACCAUCUGCCUGCAGGUCCAUCUGUUUGAUUCCAUCUCAAGUGUCAAAUAUAAAAUUCAGCAUAAGCUAUCCAUGCAUACAGACUUGCUGCAAUUACAAUUCGGCGGCCGACGGCUCGAAGAUGACAAGACUCUUGCGGAGUGCCGCAUCACUAACGAGAGUACACUGCACGUGAUGUUACCACUUCGAGGUGGAGGAGAAGGUCCAGAUGCCUCGGACAGAGCAGGCGGCGCAGGCUUUGCUGCGGGCGGCAAAAUCUCGCAGAAAAUCAUCCGCGAUCGGUUUUCUGCCGCUGCAUACAACUUCGGUGCUGGCUGUCGUCUCCACGUCACGAUCUUAAGUCCAGCCUUCCUCUCCCAACUCACUGGUCGAGCACCGAUCCCCACCCCGAUAUCUAUGAAGACAUACCUCAAGGCUGGUUUGCCCUGGUUUGCCCUGUACGACAAGGGCACCCCCUCUGCAAACAAUAUCUCGUUCAAUCAUCCGCUCGCUUCAAUUAAAUCUCUGCUGGCGGGAUUUCGCAAGCGACGGGACCGUGACGCGAACCCUUUGCAGUACGGGUGUUGUUACUGCGCCGCUGCCACGGCCUUCCAACUACAGCCUUGUGGACACCUGCUUUGCCAAGACUGUGCGGACGGCCUCCCUGAAGACGAGUGUCCGAAACGUUGUCGAGCUGUCAUUGUCUCACAACCCGUAGCAUCCGGUUCAGAACCCAGAACCAGACGGGAUACUCUCGAAUCGGUCACUGACCACCUCCGCUCAAUUGCCCUCGGAGAAUCCGAAGCUCCACCAGAGGGCCCGCCAAACCCCGUAGAAGAAGCGGUGGAAGAUUCAGAACCACCUUCCCGACGCUCUCCCACUCCACCUUCGUCCCCAUCCGAUCCCGGCGCAAUGGCCGAGAACCAAGAUAGCGCCGCGCUCCUCAAUGGAAGCGCGAUGAAGCCAGACGCCUUUGAUGGCACGAAAUCCAAGUACAUUGCUUGGAAGACCCAGAUGAAACUCUAUGUAGUUACGCAGAGGAAGCGGCUACCAGAGCAAUUCGACAGAGUCCUUAUGAUUCUGUCGUACAUGAAAGGUGGACACGCGGGCGAAUAUGUCGCCACGUUCAUGAAGAAAUACGACGCGGACGAAGACUCCGUGAUACAGACUACCAAGACACUAUGGGAAGACCUAGACAGGCACUUCCUGAUCGACGAGCAAGCCGAAGCCUAUGACCGGUUACAGGCGAUGCAGAUGGGAGCGCUGUCAACGCAGGAGUUCUUCUCAAAGUUUGAGUUAUGCGCCUUCCAGGCGAACAUUCAUGACUUUGAGGCACAUUUCCAGGAGUUGAAAUCACUUCUAGAAAAGGCACUCAGGGCCGAUAUCAUUCGGCUUCUGUACAAUUCAUCGGAAGAACUCCCUGCCACAUACGCGCUCUACAAACAACGGGUCGCGCGCAUCGACCUAAAUCAGCAGCAAUAUCGUCGGCGAAACCCACAGUCCCAGCGGCAAGGACAAUUCCAACCUCGGCAGCAGCAGACACAAGGUGCACCACGAGCACAGACUAGCGUAGCCGCGCCUACUGCAAAUGCUCCGGUCCAGACACGUCGCGACGGGACAGGUGUCACAUUCGGUGGAAGGGGACAACCGAUGGAUUUGGAUCAAGCACGACGCCAGGGUCUUUGUUUCCGAUGUGGCCAACAGGGUCACAUAUCACGGAAUUGCCCUAAUCGGCAACAAGCUCAACAAGUGCGAGCUACGGAAACCCCGGCAGUUCCCACCACCAACACGUUCACACCCCUCGCAUCACUAAACGAAGCUCCUGCCGCGACGGCAGAACCAUUCGAUUGGAAGAAGGCAAUUCACGAAGAAAUUCGUGCGGCCAUGAAGGGUUUUGCAAGCGGUCAGCAGGGUGCGUAG